Tympanuchus pallidicinctus (lesser prairie-chicken) is the source of this 1739-nucleotide messenger RNA. RefSeq names its product transmembrane protein with EGF like and two follistatin like domains 1 (gene TMEFF1). NCBI's taxonomy places the organism in Eukaryota, Metazoa, Chordata, Aves, Galliformes, Phasianidae. The record is from RefSeq and is a predicted model, not a curated record. Bases 248 to 1378 code for a protein of 376 amino acids. The transcript is spliced from 10 exons. Gene Ontology annotation, molecular function: protein binding.
UUGUUGCAGGCGGAGCGGCGGGCGCCGCGCACAAAGGAGCGCGGCCGGGGUACCGCUCCCGAGUCCCGCAACGCCCUGCUCGGCCCUGCCCGGCCCUGCCCGGCGGCGGCAGCUCCCCGCGGGGAUGCUGAAGGUGCGCUCCGGCGCGGCGGAGAAAGGACGGUCCCGCCCGGGCGGCGCCGCGGGCUCCGCUUGAGGCUGCGGGCCCUGCCGCCGCCAUCCCGCCGCUCCCCCGCCGCCCCUCGCCAUGGUGGCGGAGAGCCCGGCCGCCGCCCGGCCGCCGCCGCGAGCGGGACCCCCGCGGGGGCUGUGCUGCGCCUCGGCCCUGCUGCUGCUCGCCCUCUCGGCGCUGCCCGCCGCCCGCGCCUCUCACCCGCUGGCCGCCGGCGAGUGCCAGGGCGGCGGCAAAGGGAAAGGCGGCAACUGCUCAGAGUUAAAUGUAAAAGAAUCUGAUGUAAGAGUGUGUGAUGAAUCGUCAUGUAAAUACGGGGGAGUGUGUAAGGAAGAGGGCGAUGGCCUGAAAUGUGCCUGUCAGUUCCAGUGUCACACAAACUAUAUUCCUGUUUGUGGAUCAAAUGGAGACACUUACCAAAAUGAAUGCUUCCUCAGGAGAGCUGCUUGCAAACAUCAGAGAGAAAUAACAAUGGUAUCAAGGGGACCUUGUUACUCUGAUAACGGCUCUGGGUCAGGAGAAGGAGAGUAUGAAGGAUCUGGGACAGAAGUUCAGAGAAAACACUCAAAAUGUGGAGUUUGCAAAUAUAGGGCUGAGUGUGAUGAAGAUGCAGAAAAUGUUGGGUGUGUAUGCAAUAUAGACUGCAGUGGAUACAGUUUUAAUCCUGUCUGUGCUUCUGAUGGAAGUUCUUAUAACAACCCCUGCUUUGUUAGAGAAGCAUCCUGUCUGAGGCAAGAGCAGAUAGACAUUAGGCAUCUUGGACACUGCUCAGAAGCAGAUGACACAAACGCAGUUGGAAAGAAGGACGACGGCAUGCAGUAUCGGCCAGAGGUGAAAGAUGCCAGUGAUCAAAGAGAAGACAUUUACAUUGGUAACCACAUACCUUGUUCAGAAAGCUUUAAUGGCUACUGUAUACAUGGAAAAUGUGAAUUCAUUUAUUCCACUCAGAAGGCUUCCUGCCGGUGUGAAUCAGGAUAUACUGGACAGCACUGUGAAAAGACAGACUUUAGUAUUCUUUAUGUUGUCCCAAGUAGACAAAAGCUUACGCAUGUCCUUAUUGCAGCAAUAAUUGGAGCCGUACAGAUUGCCAUUAUAGUUGCAAUUGUCAUGUGCAUAACAAGAAAAUGCCCCAAAAACAAUAGAGGACGUCGGCAGAAGCAAAACCUAGGCCAUUUUACUUCAGAUACAUCAUCCAGAAUGGUUUAACUUAGUGAUUUUUAUACCUACAUUGACCAUGUGAUGUACAUUUUUAUUAUAUCUUUUUUUAAAGAAUGGAAAUAUUUAUUUCAGAGGCCUUAUUUUUGAACAUUUUUAGUGUAACAAUGUUGGUCUGUAUUCUGAAAGCAUCAGCUCUAACAGCUAUGGACUGUUUUAGUACCUUUACUUUUCUGUUUUUGAAUACAGUAGUUCAUUUUCUGUAUCUGUAUCACAUGGUUAUAUAAUAGACUUGUGCUUUAUUCAUGGAAUGUAAUAUUUUUGGGAACACAGAUUUAUUCCACCAAUGGUUGUAGAUUUAAAAGGGAACAAAAAAAAAAACAAACAAACACAAAACAACCAACAAUAAAAA